Anoplophora glabripennis (Asian longhorned beetle) is the source of this 3541-nucleotide messenger RNA. It is a transcript of the gene elg1, whose product is annotated as ATPase family AAA domain-containing protein 5. Lineage: Eukaryota; Metazoa; Arthropoda; Insecta; Coleoptera; Cerambycidae. Gene Ontology annotation, cellular component: nucleus. The transcript is spliced from 4 exons. Gene Ontology annotation, molecular function: DNA binding; DNA clamp unloader activity; ATP hydrolysis activity. The record is from RefSeq and is a predicted model, not a curated record. Bases 98 to 3493 code for a protein of 1131 amino acids.
GCUUUCUAAUAGUUUGUGUAUAGUUUCUCCGAAUACUAGUUUCACUGUUCAGUCAGAAUUACAAACAGAAAACUUUGAACAAAAACAAAAAGUCGUAAUGGAGGAAAUUGAUAAAAAUAAUGUAACUGCAGAAUUUGGUGAGAUUGUAAUUGUUGAGGAUAAAAGUUUUUGCAACUUGCCGAGAAAUCAAAUUUCGCAGAAGAAGGUAAACGCAUUUCAGUUCAUGAUGGAAAGCAGAAACAAGAGUAUAGGUCAGAAUUCAUCUGGAAAGGACAAAUCGGUAGAUGACCUCGAAACAAGUGACGAAAUGGAACAUAAAGAAGUGCUUUCAGCUAGAAAAAGAGUCUUUGAAAAUUGGUCAAAUAAGAAGGGUGCUAUAAAAAGAAAGAGAGAGGAAGAAGAAAAGGAAGAGAUGAUCAGUUAUAAAUUACAAAAACGUGCAAAACGAAUGAAACAGUUACUGAAAAUUGAUGAGUUAAAAGAUGUCGAGAACGAUGUUGGAAAAAAGAGAAGAAAGAGAUCCAGAAGAAUUUCAACUAGCUCCUCUGAGGAUACUAAAGAUUCCGUGAUAAUUCAAGAUUCGAAUGAAAUUUUAACUAAUUCAAUUCUAGAAGUUAUUGAAGAAAAUGUUCAAGAUAAGGUUCUCAAUGAAUCAAAAAGGAGAGAAUCUAAACAAGGCCUGUUAAACUUUUUUGGUGUUGUGAAUAAAUCAAAGAAUUCGUCGACUGUAGAUGGAGUUGAAAAUGUCACAGAGAAAGAGGUGGUUAAAAUAAAAUUAAACAAAUCUAAGGUAAAGAAGAAAAUAAAGUCAAAUUUAAAUACUGAAAAAACAGUAGAUAAAUCUUUAAAAAAUAGUAUUGCAGAGGAAAGUAGCAAUGAGGUACAUAAGAGGUCAAAAAAGAAAAAGCAACAGAGGUGUAUUAAAGAAUCGUCAAAAAAUUCAAAAUCGCCUAAAAUUCCUAAAGAUGGAACUAAAAAUGAUGGAGAUGGUAGUUUCACACCUCGUUCUUUGAAAUCAUGGAAAAUUAAGAUAAAAAUGAAUAACCAAAAUAAUGAAAACGAUCACCAUGAAGAAGAUCCUAAACAAAAAAGACCUCAAAGAUCUAAAAGAAUAUCCGGUUACGGACAGCUUUUUGCAGACGAAAGUUCCAGUGAGGGAGAAUUGAUUCAUUCUCAAAGAAAAAAACUGAACAAAACAUCAGAAGACAAUGAAGUUGUAUGCUUGGAUGAAGAUUCAAAUAAUAAGAAGAAAGAGACACCAAAGCCAAUUAAAGUAGCCCCAGUAUUUACCAAAGCAACCCCUAAACCUAAGCUUGCCCCUGAAAUUGUCGAAGCGCGAAAGAAGUUUUUAAUGAGUGGUAUUCCGGAUUCCCUGAAGAGAACUAUAGAAAAACAGCAAAGUGUCGAAGAAAAAGAGUACGAUGUUUUUCCUUCCAUAAGCCACGUUCAACAGAGGUGUGAAACACAUUCAUUUUGGGACCUUUCAUCGCCUCAAUUAGACUUAAAAGUUUGUUCGCCUUUAAAGAUAGGAAAGGUAGUAAUGUGUGCUAGUUUAACGAACAGCCGCAUCACCAGUUCAGUAAAUAUCCAAAAAGAAGUGGAAAAGAUCGAUAAACUUAAAGCGCUGUUGAACAAAAUUAAACUGGACAAUCCCAACUACCCCGUGUACAAGUCUUUUAGACUAAUUUACGAGAAAAGUGGUAAAAAAAGCGAGAAAAAAGAGAAAAGUGUGUUAGAACUCAAAAAAACUAAAAAGGGUCAUGGUAAAAAAUUAGAUAAAAGUAUUGAAAUCAUCAACGACGUUAAACCAGAAAGCGAUUCCACCGAACACGCAAUGUGGACUGAUAAAUACAAACCGAGCUGUUCAGAAGACAUCAUUGGCAACAUGGAAGGCGUAAAAACCCUGAAAAAGUGGCUGGAAUACUGGAAAAACUUCAGUGAGGAAAUCAACUCUAAGAAAAAGAAACGAAAGGAGUACUGCAGUGAUUCCGAGUUUGAUACGACAGACUGUGACAGCAGGGACAGCACGAAAUUACCUGACAACACCAUCGUGGUAGGAGGACCUUGUGGAAGCGGAAAAAGCACCGCCAUCUACGCGAUAUGCAACGAACUAGGAUUUAAUGUUAUCGAGCUGAAUGCUUCAAGUAAGCGAACGGGCAAACGUUUACUUCAGGAGCUGCAAGAAGCAACGCAGUCUCACCAAGUGCGCAAGAAAAAGCACAUUUUCGAGUCGAAGGAAGACAAAGAACAAACCUACAAGAAGAUGUGUGUGCUACUCAUAGAAGAUGUGGACGUAGUUUUCGAACAAGACGACGGUUUUAUUUCAGCUCUUAGUCAAUUGGUUGGUAGCAGCAAAAGGCCGGUAAUUCUUACUACAACCGACACUAGUUCCGUGUACAUUCAGAAAUUCAUAAGCCAGUACCAGUAUAUUUCGUUUUUACCGCUUUCAUCACAAUCCCUCGCCACGUGGUUGCAAAUAGUAUGUUUGGUGGAAGGCCUCUUCGUAAAUCAAGGUGACGUCGGCAGUCUUUUGGAGUUUAACAAGGGAGACAUCAGAAAAACAUUGCUCCAAUUGCAGUUUUGGGUACAAUCCGGUGGUCAAAUUAUUCGAGACAAAUUACCAAUAAAAACGAAAGCCGAAGUCGUAUCCAUGGAAGGAAAAUUAGCAGAUGACGAGGAAGAACCUUGCUUGGAAGAGAAUGGCAAAGAAACUCAACAAAUUUUUGUUCACUCAGACUGUAUUAGAAGUUUUGAAGUCUUCAAGCAUCAUAAGCCAUACACAGUGCCUUAUUAUAUAAAUUUAGGUUUGUUGUGGUGGAAUAUACCGAAUAUCCUCCACAUCCCAAGCUUUUCCGAAGAUCGGAUUAAGAAAUUCAAAGAAAACCACUUUGAACUUGACAAGGGUGACGAAAAAGCGGUAACUGAGAUUCGAAGUAAAAAAUUAAGUUCGAUCGAGAAAACAAAGCUAGACUCGUUAUCGAAACUCUACGAUUCUUUAGCAUAUACAGAUGUUUUGUUUAGGACUGUGACUCACCAUUCAAAUUUGGAGCCCGAUGUGAAAAAUUUUAGUGCAACAGUUAAAGACAGUCUAGAGUUGGGUGAAGUUUUGGACGGUUACGAUGGUUACAAGGACUUUGUGCACGAAAUCACUCACAGUUUAAUGAACGGUUAUGUGGAGGAAUUUAAUAAUAUUGAGAAAACCGAACCUGUGUUGGAUAUUGCAAUGCCUGAAAAAGCAGAAAGAAGGUGGAGAGCAAAAAUGCAUGUAUGUGAAGACGUCUUCCUAGAAGCCUUACCUCCGUCAACGUAUAUCGAAAGAAGAUCGAUUGCAGCAGAUUACAUGCCUUUCUUGAGGGACAUAUCCAGGUCGGAAAGUCGUAGAGCUGCAAAUAACACGAAACGAAGGAAUCGAUUCAGAAAUUAUCUUCAAAGUUUAGGUAUAAGUCGUAACAACAACGCGGUAAAAAUAGCUUGUAAUAUCCUGAGAGAAUGAUUUUUAAGUUUGUAUUGAAUUUUUUUUAAUUAAACUGUAUAUUUUAAA